AUGGUCAGCCCGCAGAUGCCCCAGCUCCUGCCCCGGACGGUGAUCCUGGCGCUUAUUUUCCUUCCCCAGGCACGGCCGGCAGGCGUCUUCGAGCUGCAGAUCCACUCUUUCAGGCCGGGACCAGGCCCGGGGGCCCCGCGGUCCCCCUGCAGUGCGCAGGGCCCGUGCCGCCUCUUCUUUAGGGUCUGCCUGAAGCCGGGGGUCUCCGAGGAGGCCGCCGAGUCUCCGUGCGCCCUGGGCGCGGCGCUGAGUGCGCGCGGACCCGUCUACACCCAGCAGCCCGAAGCGCCCGCGCCUGACCUGCCUCUGCCCGACGGCUUCAUGCGCGUGCCCUUCCGGGAAGCCUGGCCGGGCACCUUCUCUCUCAUCAUCGAAACCUGGAGAGAGGAGUUAGAACAGAUUGGAGGACCCGCCUGGAGCCUGCUGGCGCGCGUGGCCGGUCGGCGCCGCCUGGCUGCCGGGGGCCCGUGGGCCCGGGACGUGCAGCGCGCAGGCGCCUGGGAACUGCGCUUUUCCUACCGCGCGCGCUGCGAGCCGCCCGCCGUCGGGGCCGCAUGCGCGCGGUUCUGCCGCUCGCGCAGCGCCCCCUCGCGGUGCGACUCGGGACUGCGCCCCUGCGUGCCGGUCGAGGACGAGUGCGAGGCCACGCCGGCGUGUCGAGCGGGCUGCAGUCCCGACCACGGCUUCUGUGAGCAGCCCAAUGAAUGUCAAUGCCUGGAGGGCUGGACUGGGCCCCUCUGCACCAUCCCUGUCUCCAGCAGCUGCCUGACUCCCAGGGGCCCAUCGGCUGCCACCCCUGGAUGCCUCGUACCCAGGCCUGGGCCCUGUGACGGGAACCCGUGUGCCAACGGGGGCAGCUGUAACGAGACCCCGGGAUCCUUCGAAUGUGCCUGUCCCCGCGGGUUCUAUGGACUGCGGUGCGAGGUGAGCGGGGUGACGUGUGCGGAUGGACCCUGCUUCAAUGGCGGCUUAUGUGUGGGAGGCGCGGACCCUGACUCUGCCUACAUCUGCCACUGCCCACCGGGGUUCCAAGGCUCCAACUGUGAGAAGAGAGUGGACCGGUGCAGCCUGAAGCCAUGCCGGAACGGCGGGCUCUGCCUGGAUCUGGGCCACGCUCUGCGCUGCCGCUGCCGAGCCGGCUUCGCGGGGCCGCGCUGCGAGCACGACCUGGAUGACUGCGCCGGCCGCGCCUGCGCCAACGGCGGCACGUGCCUGGAGGGCGGCGGCGCGCGCCGCUGCUCCUGCGCGCUGGGCUUCGGCGGCCGCGACUGCCGCGAGCGCACCGACCCGUGUGCCGCGCGCCCCUGCGCCCACGGCGGCCGCUGCUACGCCCACUUCUCCGGCCUCGUCUGCGCCUGCGCGCCCGGCUACAUGGGCGCGCGCUGCGAGUUCCGGGUUCACCCCGACGGCGCGGACGAAGGCGCAGGUGCGUUGCCCGCGGCGCUGCCGGGCCUGAGGCAGGGGGACCCGCAGCGCUUCCUUUUGCCUCCGGCUUUGGGACUGCUGGUGGCCGCCGGCUUGGCCGGCGUUGCGCUCUUGCUGGUCCACGUUCGGCGCCGUGGCCCUGGCCAGGAUACUGGGUCUCGCCUGCUGGCGGGGACUCCGGAGCCAUCGGUGCACGCGCUCCCAGAUGCACUCAACAACAGGAGAGCGCAGGAGGGUUCGGAGGAUGGGCUGAGCCAGCCAGCGGAUUGGAAUCACCCCGAAGAUGGAGACUCUCGUGCGAUUUACGUCAUAUCUGCUCCUUCCAUCUAUGCCCGGGAGGUAGCUACCCCCCUGUACCCGUCUGCACACACUGGGCACGCUGGGCGGAGGCAGCCCCUGCAUUUCCUGUAGCCCUCUUUUACUCUAUCUGUAAAACAAGGAAGAGACCUCUAUAAAAAGGCUCUUAUUGUGAUCAGCUUUGACUCAUUGGGCUAA
Messenger RNA from Neomonachus schauinslandi (Hawaiian monk seal), 1920 nucleotides. It is a transcript of the gene DLL3, whose product is annotated as delta like canonical Notch ligand 3. Gene Ontology annotation, molecular function: calcium ion binding. Gene Ontology annotation, cellular component: plasma membrane; protein-containing complex. The record is from RefSeq and is a predicted model, not a curated record. Gene Ontology annotation, biological process: Notch signaling pathway; multicellular organism development; establishment or maintenance of epithelial cell apical/basal polarity. Lineage: Eukaryota; Metazoa; Chordata; Mammalia; Carnivora; Phocidae.